Molecule: messenger RNA, 1110 nt
Organism: Brassica oleracea var. oleracea
Lineage: Eukaryota; Viridiplantae; Streptophyta; Magnoliopsida; Brassicales; Brassicaceae
Product: reticulon-like protein B1
Exons: 5
Coding region: 78-905 (275 amino acids)
Source: RefSeq, a predicted model, not a curated record
CCUAUUUGAAGGCAUGCUUCGAGAUAUAUCUCUCAAAGGCGUAGCUUGGAAGCUUGUGAAAUCGAAUCGGAGAAAAGAUGGCCGAGGAACACAAACACGACGAAUCUGUGACGGCUCCGGAGCCAGCUGUGGAGAUUGUGGAGAGGGAAUCGUUGAUGGAUAAGAUAUCGGAGAAGAUCCACCACGGCGGUGAUUCUUCAUCGUCGUCUUCGUCGUCUGAUGAGGAGGAGGACAAGGAGAAGAAGACGAAGAAGCCGGAGUCUCCGUCGUCUAUGAAAUCGAAAGUCUACCGCUUGUUCGGAAGGGAGAAGCCUGUGCACAAGGUUCUCGGCGGUGGAAAGCCGGCGGAUAUAUUCAUGUGGAAGGAUAAGAAGAUGUCUGGUGGUGUGCUUGGCGGUGCUACGGCCGCGUGGGUUCUGUUUGAGUUGAUGGAGUACCAUCUUCUCACUCUGCUGUGCCACGUGAUGAUUGUUGUGCUCGCUGUGUUGUUUCUCUGGUCUAAUGCCACCAUGUUCAUUAACAAGUCACCACCAAAGAUUCCUGAGGUUCAUAUCCCUGAGGAGCCUAUCCUUCAGCUUGCAUCUGGACUCAGAAUCGAGAUCAACCGUGGCCUCUCCUCUCUUCGUGAGAUUGCAUCUGGAAGGGAUCUCAAGAAAUUUCUCUGUGCUAUAGUCGGCUUGUGGGUUCUAUCAAUCAUGGGUGGCUGGUUCAAUUUCUUGACGUUGGCAUACAUAGCUCUUGUGCUGCUCUUCACGGUUCCUCUUGUAUACGACAAGUACGAAGACAAGGUCGACCCAUUAGGUGAGAAAGCAAUGAUCGAGAUCAAGAAGCAGUACGCAGUGUUGGACGAGAAGGUGUUGAGCAAGAUCCCAAUGGGCCCAUUGAAGAACAAGAAGAAAGACUAGGUUUACAAAAUGGUGAGUGAUUACGUCAGAUAGCAAGAAAAUGGUGUUGUGAAAUGGUGUUUGAAGCUUUAUGUUAGAUCUUUUAAUAUGUUAUGUGAAUGAACGUGGAAUUUCCUUGCUUUGUUUUUUUUUUCGUUUUUUUGUCAUUGUUGGUGAACGUGGAAGGGAUACGAUUAGUGUUGGUUCUUUCUUUUCUCUAGACCUC